AUGAUCCGGUCACAGCUAAGCCAGCUUCUCCGGCACGGAGACCGUGCAUGCUUGGGCCUGUCCACACCCAUCCGUCACUUUUCUGUCUCUUAUGCGGCCGCUUCGGAGGGUCAGAGUCCGCCUUCAGGUAUGCUACCCACGCCCUUACCACGCAGACAUACCGCAGACGUCCUCACGCCUGCGGCUUUCAAGCCGGAACUAGGCUGCUUUUUCCCAAGCAUCGCUAAUUGUACUCGCUGGACAGCUCAGACCGGACCCAAACAGAGACCGGCGGCCCCCCCUCGCAAGCCUCGACCUUCCAACAGACCACCGGGACCCGGAGCUCAAAAUAAGGGACGCCCAGCCAAGGUAAUUGAUGCUCGGUCACUUGCGGCCCCUCGUGCCAGUGGCGAACCCCCUAAGAUCAUCCGAAACCCCAGGCUGCGAAACCGAACUAGCAACCAGCCGCAGGGUCGCAAGCCCAAACCCGGGGCCGCCAAAGCCAGCCAGAAAGGUCGGCGGCAAAAUCGAACCCGACGUUCAGAAAAUGAAGUGGAUGACGACGAGGCUGCACAGGCUGCUGCCAUAAAACAAAUUGAGCUUGAGCAGGUGGUCAAGGCGCGCCCGGUGCCCGUUCGCUAUGAGCCGCGGGAUAUCGAUUUCUCUACACUCCAGAAAACUUGGCCCUCACUGCCAACGGACGCAAAUGCCCGCUCUGCCGCCAUUCUCGAGAAGCUGUCGAGUCUGAGCGGCCGCUUUGCAAACGGGUACAUCCCCCCUCAUGAGCUGGGCCGCCGUCUCUGGAAGGGACAAAGUGUCUUGUUCGAGAGCGAGGCUGAAAAGGCGGAGGCGCUAGAGGAAGUCAAGCGUUUAGCCCAAGCACAAGCGGACAAGAUGUCUCAGCGCAAGGGAGAGCCCGUCGAGCCUCGUGACGUCAAGUUCAAGGCCGUCAGUGCGGAUGACACGAAGACGUUGCUGGAGACCAUCGCGCAAGGAAAAUAUCCCGCUUUGGAGGCCGACAAGGACCAGCCGGCUGUCAUGGGUGACGUGCUGAGGAAUCUCCGGAACAAUGCGACUUACCAAACGGCUGGUAAACGGCCCCAGUUCCUAGCCAAGGUUGAGUCCCUACUUGCCUCCAGUCGCGUCAAGCGCACCUAG
Molecule: messenger RNA, 1137 nt
Organism: Penicillium canariense
Lineage: Eukaryota; Fungi; Ascomycota; Eurotiomycetes; Eurotiales; Aspergillaceae
Exons: 1
Coding region: 1-1137 (378 amino acids)
Source: RefSeq, a predicted model, not a curated record